Messenger RNA from Colletotrichum higginsianum IMI 349063, 1116 nucleotides. RefSeq lists its product as uncharacterized. The record is from RefSeq and is a predicted model, not a curated record. NCBI's taxonomy places the organism in Eukaryota, Fungi, Ascomycota, Sordariomycetes, Glomerellales, Glomerellaceae. The transcript is spliced from 2 exons. The coding region runs from base 1 to 1116 and encodes 371 amino acids.
AUGUUGCUGAAAUCACUCGCCGCCGCCGGCCUGGCGAUUACGGCCACGCAAGCCUUCGUCAUCGUUCCCGAAAUUUCCGACGCCGAUACCGAUAUCGUCAACUCCCUUCCCUUUGAGCAGCCGUCCUCUGAAAUGGGCCUCGCGAGCCACCGCGUCAAGGUUGACUGUCCCGGAUGUCCUUUGACCAUGCGGCACCAUGACGGCCGCUCUCACACAAUGGCCAACAUCGACAACCACCUCGAGCUGACCUUCUCCAUCGACACCGACACUUCCGGCGUCGACCACCUCCUCGUCAACGACUUUGAACUCUACCCUAAGCCCGCCUCGUGGUACAAGGCCCUCCGCGCCCCUCAGAUCCCCGACUUCACCGAGGCCGCCAUGAAGCACCCUCGCAUCGCCGACCCGAACACUCCCCAGCUGGGCUACAGCCUAGGUGUUCGCCCCGUUGCCAAGGACGCCGAGCAGCAGCUUGAGCUCGUCGAGAUUGACCUCCAGAUCAUCGAGGUCGGAAACAGCUUCGUCAGCGAUGUCCCCAACGUCAAUGUCAAGCUCAUUAAGUCCCCCACCGGCAACCUCAUGAUCGCCAACGUCGAGCAGACCGAAACCUCGGUCCCAUCCCACCGUGAGGAGGAGCACGUCGAGGCGCCCGCCGAGGACUGCACCACCUUCUACUGUAGAUGGCGUGCCGCCAUCCUGAACAAGGUGCACCGUAUGAAGCACUGCGGAGGCCGCAAGAACCGUGGGGGCAUGCGCGGUCAACAUCGUCAUGGCCACCACAACGGCCAGAUUAGACACCACCACCACACCUGGGGUCAGCUGGCCAAGAACAUUGCAUCCCAUAUCCUGCUCCCCGUUCUCAUCGGCAUCGUUGCUGGCGUCAGUGUUAGCAUCAUUGGCAUGAUGGUCGGCACCUUUGUCGUCUGCCUCUGGCGCGUCUUCGUCCGCCGCCAGCCCCCAUUCUCCCGCCGUCACUGCCGUCGCCGUGCACGCAAGUCUGCUCAUCGCGAGUCUGGUGCCGUAGAGGAGAAGUCUGAGCUCAUGGCCGAGACAGAGUCCCUGCCCCCUUACAAGGACGACGAGGAGGAGACUCCCAAGACCGAGACCGCUCAGGUCUAG